This is a messenger RNA of Sphaeramia orbicularis (orbiculate cardinalfish), 4909 nucleotides long. RefSeq names its product prominin 2 (gene prom2). Gene Ontology annotation, cellular component: cell surface; prominosome; microvillus. The coding region runs from base 1506 to 4013 and encodes 835 amino acids. Lineage: Eukaryota; Metazoa; Chordata; Actinopteri; Kurtiformes; Apogonidae. Gene Ontology annotation, molecular function: cholesterol binding. The transcript is spliced from 24 exons. The record is from RefSeq and is a predicted model, not a curated record.
CGUGAGUAAUAAUUUAUGGUUUGUGUGUGUAAUAACACUGUCACACAAGAAAAGUGGACGUAUCAGGGGUCUGAGCUCUUAAGUUCUCUUCUUGUCAAGUAUGUGUGACAAAUUCAGCCACCACAAUUAUAGCUGAGCAUUAGCAUAGCACGUAGCCCAAGAGUUAGUAGCGUAAAGUAGCUAGCGUUAACGCCUGUGAUUUUUCUCAUUGCUCAUUAGCCACACAGUUACAAAGCACCAAAAUCUUUCAUGACAUAAAUGGACGUUGAUUGAAUACUUCAGUCACCGGGGGGGCAGUGAUUGUUUGAAUGAAACUUUGUAAGGCCUCGAUAACUCUUACACCUGCAUAGUGCUGUCUACGUAGCAGAUUCCAGGAUAUCUAUACAACUGACGACUUUGGGUUGACCCAGGUAUUGGUGAGUGUACACUUCAUAAGAUCAACAACAGAGGAUAUGAACCUCUACCACACCGCAUUAAAGGUAGACCAGGCUUUGUUUGGGCUGAUAGAGCUUAGUGAGGGAAAUGGGAUGUAAGUGCGUGAGGAAUCAUAUGCCAUGUCAUGCAAAUGGGGCUGAAUAAUCACUGUGACAGAGGACUGUGGGUGUCUUAUUACACACAGCUGGCAGUAUUACAAUGCAGUCCAUCCUGUGUGUGAAGUUCAUUAACUACACCUCAUGAGACAAUUUUAGAAAUGGUAAGGGUAUGUAAUGAUUAAAUCUUGAUUGUGAUUUUUGUCAAAGUGAACCUCAGCCUUGCAGAACAGUUGUAUUUCCUUUGUCAUUUAUAUUUCACGGAAUAUUUUUGAGGAUUUCACAACUGGCUUCAUAUCUGGUGUGCUCUCACCUCCCUUUACCAAGUGUCUCCUUUUCAGCGAUCUUAUCAUGCAUAUUUGGGCUAUGUCUUUACUUGUUUUGUUACAAUGCUAUUGCAGAUAUGUAGAGAUUUAGUAACAAUGUGUGAAAGCCUGAAAAAUUCAGUUAAACAAGGGUUUAGCAUUUUAACAAAUACAUUUCCCCAUAAUCUUAAGAUUAGGGUGGAUUUGAUUUGUUUACUUCCUUGAAAUUCUUUCUGCUUUUCUUUGUUUUGAACUUUUUCAGGAAAUGCUUAUGUAAUAUUAAAUCUUAAAUCUCUUCGCUCUUCCCAAAAAUGAAACUAUACACCUUGAUAUCUGAAGUUAAUUUCCCGUUAUAUGUUUCUUCCCCACCCUCUCACUCACAUCUUUCCCAAGUCCCACCCUUUUUCCCCUCCUCCCAUCCCUUGUCAAGCCUCCCUCCCUCUCCUCAUAGAGCCCAUUCUCUCCACACGAAACACACAGUCAACUUCAACUUCACAGCUGUAGCAGAACAUAUCACAUUUACACAGGAUUAUUUACUAAAUUACUGAAGAUCAAAUCUGCAAGACUGUCUGUCAGUGUCACGCCAAGGAAGGCACAUCAGGACAUGCGUGAUGAGCUGAUCACUCUGUAAACCGUUGUCACUGGUCAAGUGUUGUCCUCACCAGUGGUCAUGGGGAUAUACGGGAAAAUGAGGGGUUGGAAGCUGUGGGGCAGUGCUGGAAUAUUCAGAGCUGGAGUGGGAAUCUUACUGCUUGGGCUCAGUCUGGCCCAGUCUGUCCCUCCACAAAUUGUCUGUCCAGCAGCCAUGGCCCCACAGAGCCUCACCCAGCCAGACUAUCAGGACUCAACUGAGGAGGACCCUGGAGUGGGCUUUAUAGCAGCUUUUGUCCACUCCUUCCUCAAUACAGUCCAGCCUAACCCAUUUCCUAAAGAUCUGAUCCUGACGGUAGUUCAGGACGUAAACCAGGUUCAGUCAGAUAAAGCGCUCAUCAACAAAAUCCUGAUAUAUGAAGUGGGGUUCCUGGUGUGUAUAGCCAUUGGCGUUGUCUACAUCGUUCUCAUGCCCAUAGUUGGUUUCUUCUUGGCAUGCUGUCGCUGCUGUGGCAACUGUGGUGGAAAGAUGUACCAGAAACAGACAUCUUCCAUUCACUGUUGCAGAAGAACCCUUUACUGGAGCACAUUUGUUACCACUGUUAUCAUCCUGGCUGGAAACAUUUGCAUGUUCAGAAGUAAUGAAGCCCUGAAAGUGGCUGCAGAUCGAAGUGCAGUGGAUAUCAACAAAACUAUAGAUAACCUUGACACCUACCUCACUACUGUUCCUCAGCAAGUCCUGUACGUGGUAAAUGAGAGCUACAGCACAGUCCAGGAAGUUUCAAAGAACCUUGAUGCCAUUGGGCCUCAGCUGGGUUCUCAGAUACAGCACCGCUUCAGAGGAACCUUUAAUCCAGCUCUACAAUCACUUCUACUCAUGGACCAAGAGAUCGUAAACACCAGUAUUCAGCUGAAGGAGCUGAACACAACUUUGGCAAAACUGCAGUCCAGUAUAGAUAUCCUCCAGGCGAAUGUCACAGCUGUAAAAAAUGAUACCAGCCAGACCAUAUCCAAGCCAGAUUGCACUGGCUGUACCAACCUGAGGCCAGAGCUACAGAAAAUGACAUUGGACACCAUCACGUUUCCUGGUCUGAGCGAGUUUGAGUCUGCAUUGGAUGAAGCUAUGAAAGCUGAUCUCAAAUCCAGGAUCAAAGAGAUUCAGAACAACUUCAACAAUAUCCCCCAGACCGUGACCAAUGACACCAAGGAUGUGGUCCAAAAAAGCAAGCAGGCGCUGAACGACAUACAAAAUCAGAUUUCUCAGGUGACCGAUGGAAAGUAUUUAUCUGCCCUGGAUGAUGUGACGGAUACGCUGGAUCGGGUGCAGAGAGACAUUGGCAAGUUCACCCCAUAUGCUGAGAGAGCAGAAUACAUCAGAUGGGCAGUGUGUCUAGCCUUGUGCUGUGUGGUCCUCCUGGUAGUGGUGUGUAACCUCCUGGGUUUGGUUUUGGGUCCUCUGGGUCUGACACCCAAAGCGGACCCAGCAAAGCGGUCAUGCACAGCCGACUGUGGAGGGACCUUUUUUGUGAUGGGUGCUGGAUUUAGCUUCCUCUUCUCAUGGCUAUUCAUGAUAUUGGUGGUGCUGUUGUUCUUGCUGGGUGGAAAUAUUUAUACUUUGCUGUGUCAGCCCUGGAAAAGUGGGGAGCUACUAAAGGUUAUUGACACGCCAGGUGUACUUCUAGAACAGAAUAUCAGUACAACUUUAGGAGUAAAAAACGUCAGUAUUUCUGGUAUUUAUAGCGACUGUGAGAAAAACGAGCCUCUGUGGUCAGCACUUCAUUUAUAUGAGCUGAUAGAUCUGGAAAACUUACUCAAUAUAUCCAAAUACACAGAGGAGAUCAAGCAGGAGUUUGACAAUACAGACAUCACUCUGUCCACUGUCACAUUUCUGAGCCCUGAAGUUAAAAACCAACUAAGCAACUUUUCUUCCACGGCUAACAAUAUUGACUUCACCACUUUAAUUCAGCAGAUGAAUAACAUUUCCAGCAUUAAUCUGAACAUAACUGCAGACAAACUUGAUCUUGCUGCUACCCAAACAAGUGGUAGUACUCAGACAGAACUCCAAAAUGAAGCCAACAGCCUGAGGCAGAUCCAAGCUGACAUCGAAACAACCAUCAUCCCACAGCUGGAAGAGCUGAACUCCACCAUCGAGGCAAUUCGAUCCACGGCAGAGAAAAUCAAUAGAACAGUGGGGGAGGUGCUGAGCAACGUGGGAGCAGCACAAGACUUCUUCAACACAAAUACGACACAGAUCGUCAAGACCGAGAGCAGAACGUUUUUGGACUGUCAGCUGGGUUACUUCACUGCUUAUGCUGACUGGGCCAAUAUCACGAUCACACAGGAGGUCGGUCGCUGUGGGCCAGUUGCAGGAGCCAUUGACUCGGCUCAGAUCAUCAUCUGCUCAAACAUGGUGGAAUCUCUGAAUGCAUUUUGGUUGUGUCUGGGAUGGUGCUUGAUCUUCUUCAUCCCCAGCAUCAUUUUCUCUAUCAAACUUGCCAAAUACUACAGGAGGAUGAAGUACUCUGAUGUCUUUGAUGACCGCAUUAUAAUGAACCACAUCCCACGAGCCCAAAUGACAUUCAGCUGAGGAGGCAGCUCAUAAGUGGUGCAGCUUUUAAACAACUGUAGCAACAACUUAAGCACCGUUUGACAAAUAAAAACAUAUGGUACACUGUUAAACAGAUGCGGAACGCAAGCUGAAACACAGAAAGAGGGGUUACAUUUCAAUUCCAGUUGUGUUUACUGGGUGGAGAAGCAAAGUAAUAACUUGUGACAGUCAUCAGAGUAUUUUGCAUACUCUGCCUAUAAGAGGAAUUAACCUUAGGGGGACACAGGGCAUAAGGGAAUCGGCAGGGAUUUUUUCAAUAUUUUAAAUGAGCAUUUCAAGAAUGUUACUCUAUUUGUUUAUAUAUAACAUAUAUAAAAUGAGCUGCUGUUGAACUGUGAGAUCACAUAGUGAAUAUGUAAACUAUAAGGCUGAUUUUCUGUAAAGUGUUAAAUACACAGAUGCUCACAUCUAACAUCAAAGUAAACAGUCAUUUGGUGUUCAGUGUUCUGCCAGCAGUGUGUUGUGCCACGUGGCAUUUAUGUUGUGCCAGCCUAUGUAUUUUUAUAGCUGUUGUUUGGCAAUCCUAUCCCAAUGAAAACACUUUUAAAAUGAAUCCUUAAUUAUAUUUGCACUAAUAUUGAAAAUUAGUUUCCUGUUUACCGCUGUUAAUUCUGUGAUAUAUGUAAUGAAUUCACUUUUUUGUGAAAAAAAUGAUACAUUUUUUGCUUUUUUUUGUGGUCUUAAAUAUUCUUACAAUUGUUGAUUUUGACCAAUAUUAUUCUGAAUUUGUUUGUACUAUGUUAUGUGUAAUGUGUAUGUUCUGUUACACAGCACUCUAAAUGUUAUUUUUGGUCAAUGUGAUAACAACUUGUAAAUAUUUCUACCAGUUGUUGUGAAACUACUGUAAGUAAAAUGGCCACUGAUUGGCUAACACG